AUGGGUAUCUCCGGAGACAUAUGGCUUUGGAUCAAGGAUUAUCUUUCAAAUAGAAGACAAGUAACAACUGUCAAUGGCUACGAGUCUGAGUUAAUGGACGUAGAAUUUGGAGUACCACAGGGUUCUGUGCUCGGACCCAACCUUUUCACGUUAUUCAUUAAUGAUAUGCUAAAUAUAACAGAAGGAGAAGAAGUCGCAGAAACAGAAGUAUUUGUGGACGAUACAACCAUUUAUGUCGUAGGACCAACAGUAGACAUUGUAACAUCGAGAUUAAACGAGAUUUUACGCCAAUUUUGGGAUUGGUGUAGUAAUAAUUCACUUUCACCCUAUCCAGGAAAGACGGAAUUCAUGUUAAUGAAGGGAAAAUCAUUUAUAGGUUCUGUGAGGGCAAUAAAAUUAGGGACUUAUAUAAUCAAACAAGUACAGUCGACAAGAUGCUUAGGGAUGGAGUUGGACGACGAAAUGAAGUGGUCCAAACAUGUCUUGAAUACAAUAAAAUCCUCUCAGAAAAUCAAUCUUCUGAAAUCUCUGUAUUUCCUACCAAAGAAAGCUAGGAUGGACUUUUACAAUUAA
Messenger RNA from Paramuricea clavata, 573 nucleotides. NCBI's taxonomy places the organism in Eukaryota, Metazoa, Cnidaria, Anthozoa, Malacalcyonacea, Plexauridae. The record is from the annotation of a GenBank genome assembly.